Messenger RNA from Egretta garzetta (little egret), 2711 nucleotides. It is a transcript of the gene TC2N, whose product is annotated as tandem C2 domains, nuclear. NCBI's taxonomy places the organism in Eukaryota, Metazoa, Chordata, Aves, Pelecaniformes, Ardeidae. The transcript has 11 exons. Bases 58 to 1527 code for a protein of 489 amino acids. The record is from RefSeq and is a predicted model, not a curated record. Gene Ontology annotation, cellular component: nucleus.
UGAUAACUACGCUCGAUCUUUGAUUGUGGUCUCCUCUGAAUUGCAACACUGAAAAGAAUGGCAACAGAAUGCAUAAAAAACUGCUGUAAAUUGUGUUUCUGCAUGGAAAAAGAAAAAAAUGAUCCGGUUUCCAUGGUGCAGGAAUCUGAAGCAGCAGCCACAAGCAAGCCAACUAUUGUAGAGAAGCCUCCAUUGUCUUCUGUGUCAGUGAAGCGCCAGGUUGGGUGUUCAGAGGAUUAUCUGCUUUCUAAACUGCCCCUGGAUGGUCAAGAGGUACCAUUUGUGGUCCCUCCAUUCAAACUGGCUUACGUACAGCCGAAGAACCUUCCUAGUAUCUCACAUGCUGGAGGGAUUCAAGAAUCUGCCAGAGCCUCAUUUGGUGACCGGAAAGCAGAACUGCACAGCGUGUACCAGUGGCCCUACUAUGACGUGUACAACCCAUUCUAUUUGGAGCAUCGGGUUUCGCCAGAUCUGAUGAGGCGCUUCCAAGCAAAAUCAGAUAACAGGAAAUUAUAUGGAUCAGUUAGUGAUUUAAGACCUAGUACUUUGCCUGGAUCAUUUGAUGUCAGUCGUUCGAUGUUUGAUCUCAGAAGCCCACCUCAUCGAUUCAUGAAGAGAUAUGAUUCAUUCUCCAGUGUACCUAGCAGUACCUCUUCCAGGAAGGAUUCGCAAGGCAGUAACAGGAGUCUGGAUACUAUUACAUUAUCAGGUGAUGAACGAGACUUCGGAAGACUGAAUGUAAAGUUAUGUUAUGUUUCAUCGGUAGAACAGAUUUGGAUCACAGUUUUACAUUGCAAAGACCUGAGCUGGCCUUCUAGCUGUGGGGAAAAUCCUCGUAUCUAUGUCAAGGGAAUUCUCACACUGCCCAAACCAGUGCAUUUCAAAUCUUCUGCCAAGGAAGGGUGCAAUGACAUCGAAUUUAUGGAAACUUUUGUAUUUGCUAUUAAACUGCAAAGCCUGCAGGCUGUCAGAUUGGUAUUUAAAAUCCAGACACAAACUCCCAGGAAAAAAACAAUUGGAGAGUGCUCCUUGGCACUGCGGGAGCUCAGCUCAGAGGAGUCAAGUCAUUGGCUGGAUAUAUCACCUCCUUCCAAAGCACCUGUGUGCCGUGCAGAACUUCAAGUAGGAACUUGUUUUCAAGCAAUAAACAGGAGGCUUCAGUUACAGAUUCUUGAAGCACAAAACCUUCCUGUUUCAUCUACACCGCUGUCUUCAAAUUUCUUUGUGAAAGUUGGAAUGUUUAGUACAGAAGGGCUGAUCUACAAGAAGAAGACUCGUCUUCUUAAGUCCACUAAUGGCCGAGUGAAGUGGGGAGAAACGAUGAUUUUUCCAGUCAGCCAAGCUGAACAAGGAAUUAGCUUUCUCAUCAAGCUCUACAGCAGAAGCUCAGUGAGAAGAAAACAUUUCCUAGGACAGGUCUGGAUAAGUUCUGAUAGCAGUAACAGUGAAGCAGUAGAGCAGUGGAAAGAUACUAUUGCCAACCCUGAAAAAGUUGUUGUUAAAUGGUACAGCAUUGGUCCAUCUUGAAAACUGGAGGUGAAACUCAGGACUGAUUUUUCUACAAAGAUAGUCUACACUGUUUAAAAUAGUGUAAAUAAAAAGAAAAAUAUUGCCUACACAAGUUCUUCAGAAGAUCUCCACUGCAUCACACCUCCAUGGUAACUGGGAAAAUUCAAAGUUUCACAAAGAGAAAUACUGGCUAAAUACUAUUAAGAGGAAGACUUAGGAACUGGGAAAAGUGCUCAUUUUAUUUUAAAAAAUCCACCUUGAAAAAUAUAUUUUUCCCCCUUUUGGGCCUCCAAAAAAGCAGAGAAACCCCAUUUGGAGAGAAGCAGUUCCAAUCAGCAUCAUCUUCACUAGUCGCUGACACCAUCCGUAUCUGCAGUCUUGUCUUUGGCAGACUCCAAAGUCCAUGGGGAUCAGUCCCGUCAGCAGCUUGAGCCUAGGUACCUCUGAGCCUCUGGGGUUGCGCCUGUGUUGACAGCGUUUGAUCAGAGUAACCUGUGCCUCAGCAAGCGGGAAAGCCGUGGCUGUAGGAGGAGGCAUAAAGGGAACUAUGCAGUAAGGCAGCACCCAAAGGCUUUUCUAAUCUCCGUCUUUGCUGAAGGGUUCUUCAGUAACCUGACAUGCCUGUAGCUUGGGGCUUCCCCCAUCCUUCUCUCUAAACAGAGAGAUUGAAAGAGAGGAGUUUCCCUGGCCAGCUGUGACCUUUGCAAGUGGGGCCCUGCAGACUUGCUCUGUUUGGGUGAAUUCUGGUUGGAGUCAGUGGAAUAACACAGAGGCAAUGGCCCUGCCUAGGAUCAGGGCCAAUAUUUUUAGAUAAAUUACUUUCUUAUAUAAAAUUCUUAUACAUAAACCACUUCCUAUCUAAUCAACAAUUUCUAGCAUUUGCUUACAUUGCUAAAAUCCAGGCUAACAUGUACGAAGGAGUAAGCAAAUGUUUACUGACAUAAGUGCUUUUUGAUAUCAAUUAGAAUGUGGCAUAGUAUGGGACUCAGACUUUGUUUAAAAGAUGGGCUACUACUGCAGAACUAUUUGUUAAAUGUCUAGGAUGCUGAAAAAUUUGUGUGGGAGUGUAUUUUUGUUACUUGUUUCUAGCAAGAGGAAAUUACCAUACUUUUAUUGCAAAUUAUAUUUUUCCUACAAAAUCCUAAGGUUAUUUUUUCAGUUAGUCCCUGUAUUUUCAGGGGUUUAUUCAUAGUUAUUUUUAA